Molecule: messenger RNA, 843 nt
Organism: Physella acuta
Lineage: Eukaryota; Metazoa; Mollusca; Gastropoda; Physidae
Product: endo-1,4-beta-xylanase A-like
Biological process (GO): carbohydrate metabolic process
Molecular function (GO): hydrolase activity, hydrolyzing O-glycosyl compounds
Source: RefSeq, a predicted model, not a curated record
CAAGAAGAUAAAGCAGUUUAAAGCUUUAUAAAUGUGUCAGGAGUAGAGCACUCUGGUACAAUUUCAAGCAUGUCUCCACUUGGUUUAGUCGCCCUUUUACUGGGGCUCCGUUCUGUGUUUGGUGGGCCAGAACUGCUGCUAAACCCGGGCUUUGAGAAUGGAAUCAACGGUUGGCACAGCAGUGGGUUCCUAAUGACGACCGACACCACACACGUUCACGGGGGUGUGGCUUCUGUCAGGUGCUUGGGCAGAACCAACGUCAACCAGGGACCGUCGCAGAACUUCCAGGCCCACCCCGACACCCGUUACACCUUCCACGUUUUCUUGAGACUGGCCACGGGGUCCCCCACACAAGAGGCUAAAGUUACUGUUGCCCUCAAACGGUCAGACAACGGCCAAGACGAAUACAUCAGAGUGGCCAACCAUCCUUACAUUACCCCUGCCGAUGGAUGGGUUAACGUUGGAGGAAAUUUUCACAUACCAAAUCAUGCUUACAGCCAGGCCAGGGUGUACCUAGAGGGUAUCGCUACCAGUGUUGAGUUCUACAUAGACGACGCAUCUUUAAAGGAAUUGGAGUACAACUCAGGGUGGAAGGCGACUGCUAACGCCAAGAUUGAAGAGUUGAGAAAGAGUAACAUAUAUUUCAAUUUUCACGUUGACCCUAAGUUUAGUACCAGUGAUAUCAAAGUUAAGGGGAAGGCAUACGUAAAACCAUGAACUGAUUCAUCUUCCUCUUCUUCGGCCGAUAUUGACCACAGUGUCAUGUGACAGGAGCCUUGAACGAAUGGUUACCUCGACAAACACACAUCUUUACACAGGUUGCAGGCAGAGUUUCUUCCAAGC